Mucor mucedo is the source of this 1638-nucleotide messenger RNA. RefSeq lists its product as uncharacterized. Gene Ontology annotation, cellular component: Golgi apparatus. The record is from RefSeq and is a predicted model, not a curated record. Lineage: Eukaryota; Fungi; Mucoromycota; Mucoromycetes; Mucorales; Mucoraceae. Bases 64 to 1479 code for a protein of 471 amino acids. The transcript has 8 exons.
UACCUCUUUUGUUCUUUUUAUUAUUAUUUUUUUGACUAUUAUUAUUCACUAUUUGUAAACACCAUGUUCUCUUAUAUAAGAAGAUUGUUUGAACAACUGCAAAAGUCAAGGUGGAUUCAAAUAUACUUUGGACUCGUAAUUCUUCAGACGGUCUUGUCAGUACCCAUUUUAGUAAAAACCUUGCGGAACACUGAAUACAUAAAUAAUCAUACAGAAGAGAUAUUGGAUAUAGAGAAUAAAGACGCCCUGUUUGGAUCUUAUUUUGAUUUAAAGGGUCAUAGAGUCAUUUACGAAAAUGUGUUAUUUAUAGCCUACGAAACUUGGCGACUGUGGAUGUUAACCGAUGGGAUUGUUCAUUUAAAUUCUUUAACCAUUUUGGCCUCAGCCUGGUUUUCGGUUUUUUCAUGUGCCUUCAACGUCAUGCUUAUUUUUGAGUCAAUAAAAUGGUUAGCGACGGAUGACAACCCUUUAAAAAAAGAAAAUUUACACUUUCAAAUUGGGUUGACAGUCGCCUUCUUUGUCCUUUCCGUACCUGUCAUUCUCUCCGCUUACAAGUCAUCGAAAAUCAUUGGAUGGCAGGUUUAUCGAAAGAUUGGUAGUAGUAUUGAUCUUCAAAAUAUGUAUCACAAUGUGCAAAGAUUCGCAUUAGUGCUUAAAGUAGACAUUUUCUUUCAAGUCAUGUUGUUAAUAGGUGUAGCUAUCAUUACAGGCCAUUUGAUCUUUUGUAUCCUUGCAUUAGUCUUGGCUGUUUUAAUAGCAGUCGGUUUAUUUAUUUCAAGAAUCGCAAUUACUAGAGAAAGUCGUUGGUUAAUGUACAUGUUUUUAUCUCUUCAAUUGGCUUUAUUGGCUUGUAAUCUUUACUGUAUUAUUGGAUUGUUUGAUUAUGAUGACCUGUGGAAUAUCGGAAUAAUCUAUUCAUUCGCAUCUAUUUUUUCUGUUGUGGCCACUAUGUGCCUGGCUAUCAGGUGUCAACUUAAUUUCGGUCAAGGUUUAAAACCAUUUGUGAAAUGGUAUCCGUUUCAAAAAAAGAAAAGAUCCGAUGACGACGGUUUGAACGGUACAGAAGUUGGAUUGAUUAAUAAGGCACCACCAAUUGAAGAUGAUGACGAUGACAGCCAAUAUAGAAAAGAGUCGGAGGACUCGGAAGGAAGAUUUUAUGCUAAUAAAAUUGGCCCCACCUCCUUAGAACGUGUUGAUAAUUUGCCAUAUCAGGUCAAGACAGAUCGCUACUUGGGUAACAAUAAAAUAAACACCAUCGAGAUAAAAGACCCUAAAAAACCCAAACCUAUUGUCCCAAGAGUGGCCAUGCAAGCAAUCAACACAAACUCACUUGACUCGAAUAGAAUCAUUGCCAGUCCAGUAAAACCUCUCACGUCAGAUUCUGACAUUUCAGAAAGACCUCCUUCCUACACCACUGAAACAUUGACAACGACAAUAACAACAACAAUAUCAUUACCUCAAUCUGAAAAGUGGCUGUAAGCAGAUAUUGUAUCUAUCAAUAUGGAUGAUGCAUGUGUAAAUUUAUUGUAUACUGAACAAACAAACAAAAAAGGAAGAAAAAACCAAAAAAAAACCAAAAAACUUGUGUCUACCCUGUUUAAAUGAAAUAAAAUAAAAACUUAAAAAGUUGACUUUUAC